Pollicipes pollicipes is the source of this 1422-nucleotide messenger RNA. Its product is annotated as FMRFamide receptor. Gene Ontology annotation, cellular component: membrane. The record is from RefSeq and is a predicted model, not a curated record. NCBI's taxonomy places the organism in Eukaryota, Metazoa, Arthropoda, Thecostraca, Pollicipedomorpha, Pollicipedidae. Gene Ontology annotation, molecular function: G protein-coupled receptor activity. Gene Ontology annotation, biological process: G protein-coupled receptor signaling pathway. The coding region runs from base 1 to 1416 and encodes 471 amino acids. The transcript is spliced from 3 exons.
AUGUCGAACCUCACUAGCGAGCUGACGACGGCGGCGCCGACGGCCGACCCAGGGUUGGCUGCUAUGGUGUCGGACACGCGCUUCGUCAUCCAGCGCGUGCUGACGCCGAUGGUGAUGCUGGUGGGCGUGAUCGGGAACCUGGUGAGCAUCAUUGUGCUGACGCGACGCCGCAUGAGGAGCUCGACCAACAGCUACCUGACGGCGCUGGCCGUCUCCGACACCCUGUACCUGGCCAUUAGCUUCACGCUGUCGCUGAAGCACUCGGUGCCCGGCAUCUCGCACCCGGACUUCCGCAUCUACUGGCACUACUGGCCGUUCGGACUCUGGCUCAUCGACGCCGCAAGCAACACGUCCACGUGGCUGACAGUGACGUUCACCGUGGAGCGGUACGUGGCGGUGUGCCAUCCGAUCCGGGGCCAGGUCUACUGCACGGAGUCACGGGCGCGCAAGAUGAUCUGCAUCGUCUACCUCUUCUGCUUCCUCGUCACCCUGUCGACGCCGUUCGAGUGGGAGAUCGCAGAGCGGCUCAAUCACAAGACUAAUAGCACCGAGAUGACGGCCGAGUUCAGUGAGCUGGGCAUGCUGGACGAGUACCGUCACGCCUUCUACGUGUUCACGGCCACCAUGUUUAUCUUCCUGCCGCUGGUACUGCUGGCUAUCUUCAACUCGUUUCUCAUCCUGGCGGUGAAGGAGUCGCGGAAGCAGCGGGCCGUGCUGUGCUCGGGCGAGAGCCAGUCGCAGCGCCAGGAGAACAAGAUCACUAUCAUGCUGAUAUCCGUGGUGAUAAUCUACAUGCUGUGCCAGCUGCCGCACGCGUGCAUGCUCGUCUAUCUGGCCGUGACCGGUGAGGUCGACAGCUGGACCGACGAGUUCCAGGUGCGCCGCAUCCUCGGCAACAUUUUCAACUUCCUCAUGGCCAUCAAUGCCGCCUGCAACUUCGUGCUGUACUGCGCGCUCAGUGACAAGUACCGCAAAACAUUUCUUGUCACGUUUUGCCGCUGCUGGUACCAACCACCGGCAGGACUACCGUCUGGUAUCCCUACAGCGUACAGCAACGUCUCUGACUUCUCGCGCACCGGCUCACCGCGAUCGAGCUGCUCCAAGCGCAGCUCAGUCCGCUCCCAGCGCUCCUUGAACGGCGCGCGCGGCGCGUCAGUGCGCGGCCGCACAGGCAGCCCGCCAGACCACUACCUGGGCGUGCCCGGCUCACGCGGCGGGGACAGCCAGGGCCUGCUGGAGGCGAGCGGCGGCCCGGCGCCGGCCGGGGGGCGCGGAGGACCGCGGCGCGCGCGUCCGCCGCGCCUGCCACCGCUGCCCGCCUGGCUUCGAUUCGGCCGCGACGGCAAGGCUCGGCGGCACAAUAUCGUCAUCACCACGCCCGACGGCAGCCAGGAGGAGGGCGUGACGGCCGUGUAGCCGGGC